Molecule: messenger RNA, 1392 nt
Organism: Fomitiporia mediterranea MF3/22
Lineage: Eukaryota; Fungi; Basidiomycota; Agaricomycetes; Hymenochaetales; Hymenochaetaceae
Exons: 1
Coding region: 1-1392 (463 amino acids)
Source: RefSeq, a predicted model, not a curated record
AUGGCUCGACUUCUUGAUUUACCUUCCGAGUUGCUCGUCACGAUAUUUGAACUAGCGACGGACAAUCCGACUAGGAACAUCGAUGAAUUCGCAUCUCUGCCUCGCUUCGAACCGAUCUAUAGGGAAGGUGCUGCUGAGUUAUGCAAGAGUGCUUUUCGUACCAAGUCUUCUUUAACUUUGGUCUGCAAGACGUUUAGGCGACUUACUCUGAGGCUGCUCUAUGAGUACAUCUGGAUUCGGCAUGGGUGUACGUACCUUCUGGAGGCUCUUGAGUUAUCAAAGAAGACGUCUCGCCCUGGCUCGGACCUAGGAAGCUACGUGAAGCGCGUCUCAAUAUCCAUACCAGCUCGUGGAGAAUCAGAAACACACCAGUCGUGGGACCCGAUAUUCGAGGCCGCACGUAGUAUAUUAUCUCUCUGUCCUGAUGUCUGUGCCAUCUCACGUCCACACGAGAUACUUCCAGGAGAGAGACAAGAAGACGGAGAGGUGGAAUUACACAGUCCCUCAAAUCCAAUCGACGACCUUGACUUUCCCCACCUACACCGCGUAGAUUGGUACAACACCCACUCCGACCUCCCUUUCGCAAGUAUACCCUCUCCAAGGUUCAUCUGGAACUCUAACUCGCUACGCGUACUAAUCGUAGGAGCAGACAAUUUCCCAAGUCGACCCGACGACGGGCAGGACCAAGAAAUCGUAAUCAGCCUACCAAAUUUACACACCCUCGGAAUCCGGUCGUUCAACACGUUCGGAUACGAAGGUCGUCCUUGUACACUUCACCUUCCCUCCCUCCGUCGACUCAUCAUCGGCAGACCAGAGGCGAUAUACAACUUCUAUUCGGGUUGCUUGGCGCCCUUCGGUUCCCAAAUAACAGAAAUCGAGUUAGAACCGGAUGUACGGUUCUUGAGACAUGAUUUCGUUACGACGCUUUUGUGUUAUUGUCCAAAUGUGAGGGAUUUGUGUAUCCCGAUUGGGACUACGAGACCUGUGAACCGGACUGAGAUACCGAGGGUGGUGACGAGUUUUGUUGUUGAGAGGGUUUGGUUGCAUGCUGCGUUUCCUGGAUCUCCUAAACCUGGAACUGGGACUGGAAUUGGGAUUGGGAUUGGAAUUGGAACUGGAUCUGGUAGGAUCGUUUAUGAUUAUAAGGACGUACCUUGGUGGACUUUACUUAGAGAGCAUUUUGAGUGCUUUUGUGGGACGAGUUCGAGGUUUACGAAGUUGGAGCGAAUCAUGCUUUGUGGAGAGGAGUGGAGGGAGACUGUUGAAGAUGAGCGGUUUGCUGAGUUGGUGCGGCUUACACGAGUCAAGGGAGUGAAUGUUGAAUGUGAAGACAAGAAGUUGCAAGAUAAGAUUACGAAACUGGUUGAGGUAACUUUGCAAGAGAACUUAUGA